Molecule: messenger RNA, 1141 nt
Organism: Lepus europaeus (European hare)
Lineage: Eukaryota; Metazoa; Chordata; Mammalia; Lagomorpha; Leporidae
Gene: SBSPON
Product: somatomedin B and thrombospondin type 1 domain containing
Exons: 5
Coding region: 82-876 (264 amino acids)
Source: RefSeq, a predicted model, not a curated record
GCUCCGGGGCCGCGGCUCUCCGAAGAGCAGACACUUGCCCCCGGGGGUCCGCGGUGUCGCAGGCGCCCAGCAGCCCUGGCCAUGAGGACCCUGUGGAUGGUGCUGUGCGCGUUGGCGCGGCUGUGGCCUGGGGCCCUGGGCGGCUGCGCCGAGGCCGGGCGUUGCUGCCCCGGCCGGGACCCUGCCUGCUUCGUCCGUGGCUGGAGGCUGGACAGGGUCUAUGGGACCUGCUUCUGCGACCAAGCCUGCCGCCUCACCGGCGACUGCUGCUUCGACUACGCCAGGGCGUGCCCAGCUCGUCCGUGCUCCGUGGGGGAGUGGAGCCCCUGGAGUGCCUGUGCAGACCAGUGCAAGCCAACGACCCGCGUGCGCACGCGCUCUGUGCAGCAGGAGCCUCAGAACGGCGGUGCUCCCUGCCCGCCCCUGGAAGAGAGAGCCGGCUGCCUGGAAUACUCCACGCCACAGGGCCAGGACUGCGGGCACACUUUCGUCCCUGCCUUUAUAACUACCUCUGCGUUCAACAAGGAGAGGACAAGACCAGCUGCAUCUCCACAGUGGGCGACACGCACAGAGGAUGCUGGAUACUGCAUGGAGUUCAAGACCGAGUCUUUGACGCCUCACUGUGCUCUGGAAAACCGGCCCCUGACUCGAUGGAUGCAGUACCUCCGUGAGGGAUACACGGUGUGUGUGGACUGCCAGCCUCCAGCCAUGAACUCCGUGAGCCUGCGUUGUUCCGGGGAUGGCCUGGACUCUGAUGGAAAUCAAACCCUCCACUGGCAAGCAAUUGGCAAUCCUCGAUGUCAAGGAACUUGGAAAAAAGUUCGGCGAGUAGACCAGUGUUCUUGUCCAGCUGUCCACAGUUUUAUUUUUAUAUAGAUUGUGAUGUAAAUACUUCAAAAUGUGUUUGGAAAUAUGCUAACUACUGUCAAGUCAUGUUCAGUGCUUGAUAAAUCUUCAAAAACAGUUUGGCUAAAUUCCCUGGAGUCAUGACAUUGCCAUACUCUGCGGUAGAGAAAGAAAAUUUAGGGACCAGUUUUCAAGGAACACAAUGCCUUCGCUGUUAUUUUCAUUAAGUUGAUGACCCACCCUAAAAGCUCCUGUGGUUAUCUGUCCUUGACCUUCCACCCAGUGAGGAAUACAU